AUGUCUAACGGCUCGCAAUCCCUUUGGGAAAAAACCGCCGGUUUUGUUGCUAAGAACAAGACUGCGAUCCUCAUCACCUCUUUGGCCGGUGCCUCUGCUGCUGGUGCCUAUGUGUACUACCAGCAACAGGCCGCCACCCAGGGCUCCACCACUGAAACUACUUCCAAGAAGAAGAACAAGAAGAAGAAGAAGAAGGCUGCUACCCCUAUUGCCGAGGAAGCUGCUGCUCCAGCUGCUGAACGGACCACUGCUGUCUCCACCGCCUCCGAAAAGCCGUUCCCGGUCGAUGCCGCCGGUUUGCCAGCCUUGACCGGUGAAAUUGUCGCCGCGUUGUCUCCAGAACAGAUCGAGGAAUGGUCUGUUGCUUUAAAGGAGUCCGGUAACGUUGUCUUCAAGGAGAAGAGCUACGAAGCUGCCAUCGCUUUCUACUCCGCCGCCCUCCAGGUUAAGGAGGAUCCAGUCUUCUACUCCAACAGAUCUGCCUGUUACUCCGCCUUGGAGGACCACGAGAACGUCAUCGCUGACACUACCGCUGCUUUGACCCUCAAGCCAGACUACUCCAAAUGUCUCCUCCGUCGUGCCGCCUCCUACGAGCUCCUCGAACAGUACGAAAACGCCAUGUUCGACCUCACCGCCCUCACCGUCUACGGUGGUUUCAAUAACCAGUCCCUCGAAUCUACCUUGGAACGUGUCUUGAAGAAGCACUCCGUCAAGAUCGUGUCUCAGCAAUUGGAAAACCGCGUGCCAUCCCUCCCAUCCGCUUCCUCUAUCUCCUCCUUUUUCGGUGCCUUUAUCCAGGAAACCACCUUGGGUGGUCUCUUGUCACAAAACGCUGCUGAGGGCUCUGCCGAUGCUUACUUGUACCACGCCUUGGCCGAAUUGGCCAAGAACACUCCAGAGGGCUACGAGGCCGCCGAUGUCGCUUUGGCCCAGGCCGUCGCUGCCUACGGUGACGUUUCCCCAGACGCCGAAAACGCUGUCCAGGCAGCAGUGGCGCUUGAAUACUCUGGUGCCAUCAAAUUCUUGAAGAACGACCCAUUGGCCUCGCUUGUCGACAUCAACGCUGCUCUUGCCAUCAAGCCAAGGGCCAGAACUUACGUGUUCAAGGCGUUGAUCGCUGCCGACAAGGCUAACUUCGAAGAUGCUCUUGCCAGUUUCGCCCAGGCUGUUGAAACCGACGCUUCUUGUCCAGAUAUCUACUACCACCAGGGUCAAAUGUACUACUUGACCGGCGACUUGGCCCAGGCCGAGGAACAGUUUGAGAAGGCUAAGUUGUACAACCCCGAUAAUGUAUACGCCUACAUCCAAUUGGCCUGUAUCGCUUACAGAAACGGUCAGAGCGCCGACGCCGAGGCCAAGUUUGCGGAGGCUCGUGCCAAGUUCCCAACCUCGCCAGAAAUUCCAAACUACUAUGGUGAAAUUCUCGCUGAUAAGGGAGACCUUGCGGGAUCCCUCAAGCAGUUUGACACUGCCGCUAGAUUACAGGAAGCUUUGCCAAACUUCUCAGUUGGCGCUGUUCCGUUGGUGAACAAGGCCACCUUGAUCUCCCGCGAAGGCAAGGUCGACGAGGCUGUUGAGAUCUUGACCAAGGCUUGCGAAUUGGACCCUAAGUCUGAGUUGGCCCGAAUCUCCUUGGCCCAGUUGAUGUUGCAGACCGAUAAGGUUGAAGACGCCAUCACUUUGUUCGAGGAAAGCUCCGUGUUGGCUAGAGCCUUGGAAGAGAAGAUCCAGGCUACCUCGUUCGCCGAAGCUUCGAAGAUGCAAAUCAGAAUCAAGCAGGACCCACACUUGUCCCAGAAGUUGGGUGAGUUGAUGGCCCAGGCUUCUGCCAUGCAAGCCCAGCAGACCCAGUUCUAA
Babjeviella inositovora NRRL Y-12698 is the source of this 1857-nucleotide messenger RNA. It is a transcript of the gene TOM70, whose product is annotated as protein channel. The record is from RefSeq and is a predicted model, not a curated record. Bases 1 to 1857 code for a protein of 618 amino acids. The transcript has a single exon. Gene Ontology annotation, cellular component: mitochondrial outer membrane. Gene Ontology annotation, molecular function: protein binding. Lineage: Eukaryota; Fungi; Ascomycota; Pichiomycetes; Serinales.